AUGUUUAUUCAGCUAGGCAAGUGGCGAGUUCCAUUGACUGCCAAGUAUGAGGCACUCAGACCACAAUUAACACUUGUUCAGGCAUUCAAACCAUUUCAAGAGUGGGUACAGCGAUUGGGUCAUCAGCUAGAUACCACAUCAACGGGGAAACAGCUGGUAGUGCAUGGUGUUCAGAUUACUGAUGUAGAUUACUUUGGGAAAGGCAGGAUUGGGUUUGUCAAGUUUCAUGCAGAUAUCCGAUGGGCGGAUCAUGCAGAUGGAGUGCCGGUGCCAGGAAUAGUGUUUUGCAGAGGAGGAGCAGUAGCUAUUUUGUUGAUUGUUCGUCCUAUCGAAUCAGAAUCUGAACCGACUCGAGAGCCACAAGAAUGGGCAGUAUUGACAGUACAGCCUCGACUGCCAAUUGGAUUGCUUCAAGAGACUGCAUUGCCAGCAGGAAUGCUGGAUGGAGAUUCCAACUUUAGUGGAGUGGCAGCAAAAGAACUGCAAGAAGAGUGUGGAAUCACCCUUGCUUCAUCCGAUCUCAUUGAUUUAACAAACUACAAACUGCUGGAUGAUGAUGCAUGUGCAAGCGAUUGCAGUGUGGACAGGGUGGAAGAUGGGCUUUAUCCAAGCGCAGGUGGAUGUGACGAGCAGAUUCGACUGUUUCUAUGCGAAAAGCAGAUGCCAAUGGAGCAAAUCCAAGCACUGCAAGGUCGAGAGGCUGGACUGCGCUCUGAAGGAGAGCGUAUUCAAGUGCGACUAGUUCCAUUGCAAGAUCUAUGGAGAUCAACUAGAGAUAUGAAGGCAUUGGCAGCCUUGGCACUCUAUCAGCAGCAACGGAAGCAUGAAUUAUAAAGUCAUUGCUGCAAUCCAGACUGUGUUCUUUAUUGUGACUAAUUUAGACAAUUGCCAAUGAAAUGGUCAGAUAAUUGAUGGCUAUAAUCGUACAAAUUG
This is a messenger RNA of Batrachochytrium dendrobatidis JAM81, 933 nucleotides long. RefSeq lists its product as uncharacterized. Gene Ontology annotation, molecular function: ADP-glucose pyrophosphatase activity; ADP-ribose pyrophosphatase activity. The record is from RefSeq and is a predicted model, not a curated record. Lineage: Eukaryota; Fungi; Chytridiomycota; Chytridiomycetes; Rhizophydiales. The transcript has a single exon. Bases 1 to 834 code for a protein of 277 amino acids. Gene Ontology annotation, biological process: nucleoside phosphate metabolic process; ribose phosphate metabolic process.